UAUUCUGUAUUGUUCUCUGUGUCAUCUGCAACAGGCCCUUUGGAUCUCAACAGUCACUGUGCUCCCUCACCCCAUCUGGCGAGCAGAAUGAAUGUGUUGGAUGAGGUGCCCUUCAAGAUCCCUCUGGGCCCUCUGGAAGGUCCCCAGGACAAAGUGGAGCUUGUCACUGCCCCAGAACUCACCACGCUGGACCGUGAGAAGAUCCUCAUAGAAACAAAGUAUGAGUUUUGUUUGGAGAACUGGGUGCUGACUGGGACCCAGGAGGGCUCGGCCUGCCUACGGUCAUCCUCUAAGCCCCGGCCCUCCUGUCCUCCGUACUGGCUGAUGUUCAGCAGCCCACAGGAGAGCCGCCUGGCCAGACUCAGGAGCGGUGACCUCUGGGAGGCGCCGCUGCGCCAGCGGAGCCGCAGCCUGCCGGCCACUGAAGGCCGCUGCAUGCACCCCCGUGUCAAGCUGCUCAUCUCUGAUUCAGAAGGUGAGGGUGGAUACUCUGAGGAUGACGAGUCGUCCUCCACGGAGGAGGACAGGGCGUCUCCACGGGGCAGGGCGGCUCAAUGGCACAGGCCGAGGACACCGAGGGAGUGUCGCCGCAGCUCCUCACCACACCUGCGGCGCCAGAGAUCGCCAUGCCAGCACCGCCGGCGCAGGACCACCUCCCCACUGCCCCCCCAGGACUCCGGGCAGCCCGUGCAGCCAACUGAGAGUAUCCUGCAGCUCACGAGCCAGCGGCACCCCAAGAGGAAGCUACACACACUGGGCCACAGACGUUCCCUAACGCCUCAGCCACCAUGUUCCUCUCCGCCCAGGAGCCGGCCACCACCCAGGCCCUCAACCGCAGAGUACAAAUCCUCGUCCCUGAGCCGCUAUUCCCGGCUGCCACCACCCCGCUCGGUGCGUCGGGCCCACGAUUCCCACGCGACGCUCCCGGACUCGUCGGCGGAGCUGCUGUCAGCCCUGAGUCAGGAUGAGAGGGAUCUCCUGGACACCAUCACUGACCAAGGCUACCCGCUACACACGGCCAUCACCGCCUUGCAGAAGACGGGUCGUCAGAGUGCCGAGAGGGUCCUGAGCUACCUGCUGGCCCAUGACCGUCUCUGCAAACUGGGCUACGAUGAGACGCAGGUAGAGGAGGCCCUUGAGAUGUUCCAGAACUGUGAGGCGAAGGCCGCUGAGUUCCUGCAUCUCCUCACCCAGUUCAAUGAGAUGGGCUUCCAGCAGAAUGUGAUCAAAGAGGCAUUGCUCGUCCACGAGAACCACAGGGAGCGGGCCCUGGAGGAGCUAAUGACACGAACAGGCUAAACGAUGAGAACCCAAAUCCACUCAUGAAAUGAGUCCACCACUAGCAGUAUUUCAAAGCUUUGAAAAAACAGGUUUAGGUUCCAGGUUCAAAUGCAUUACAAUACAGUUAACAGCUGAACAACACAGCAAUAGCAGUUUAUUUUAAAACAAAAUACUUAGACCACAUUUGGUUAUUUAGUUGAUGCUUUCAUUCAAUGUGACUUUAUUUAUUUAUACAGCUGGAUAUUUUACUGGAGGAUUUCAGGUUAAAUACCUUUUCUAACAGUCUAUAUGGACAGCCCCUCCUAGAACUUGGAUCAGCAACCUUCAGACGAUGAGGUGUUCAUCACAUAACCUGCUUUAUUCAUUGACAUUUACUUGAUUGACCAUAUAUAAUUGAGAACUGAGCUCAAGGUAAAGUAAUCAAAAUGAAUCACAGCUGACCAAUUUGUCUCUUUAGCAAACCAUAACUGUCCAAACUCCUCUGAUGCCUCCUGAUAAUCUAGUAAAUUGAAUCCUUCCAGCAUUUUGGCUGUCGGAUAUAGUUGGAACUUUCCGUAGCUGACAUUGUAGAUAUUCUGGGAUGAUUCUACUUUCCCAGUUGCCAUCUGUAAAUCAUAGAGCUACUUUGGGUAAUUUCAUGAUUACAUUUAACAUUUACAUUACAUUUCUGCUUCAAUAUGCCUUAGGGGUCAGA
Messenger RNA from Paramormyrops kingsleyae, 1975 nucleotides. RefSeq names its product ubiquitin-associated protein 1-like. The record is from RefSeq and is a predicted model, not a curated record. Lineage: Eukaryota; Metazoa; Chordata; Actinopteri; Osteoglossiformes; Mormyridae. Gene Ontology annotation, biological process: ubiquitin-dependent protein catabolic process via the multivesicular body sorting pathway. Gene Ontology annotation, cellular component: ESCRT I complex. Gene Ontology annotation, molecular function: ubiquitin binding.